AAACACGUACCAUGAAAGCAACAGACCUCUCUGUAGAACCAGCUGGAAUCAAUUUUCGGAUGUGAACACGAUGUUUUUCCCAGAGAAGGAAUCCAUAAGCAAAGAAGAGCCAGCACAUCAAAAGAGAAUACUGAGCUGGCUAGAAGAAAACACAAAGGAAGAAGACACCAUUAAAAAAGAAUUGUGGGAAUCUGAGAAAGAAAAAGGUUCACUGUCAGAACAAUUAUCAGUUAAGUCCCUUGUAUCUCCUCAUGAAAAACCACUUGCAGAAAUAGGGGAGUCACUACUGGACUGUAUUAUUAAAGAAUCCCCCAUAAAAGAUGUAUCUUAUUUUCUCACUCAACCUCGUGGCACCCUAUUUAAGAUAUAUCCAAGUUUUGGUAUUGAGGGACAGUUUUCUGGAGAGGAUAAUCUGAACUUGGCUGGCAAAGCUCCCAGUCCGAAAAGAGAUACGGAAGUGUCUACAGCUGAUAAGAAAUCUUUACGCCAUCAUUCUGAGACAUCAUUUGCUCCUAAGGAAGAAUAUAAGCAAGGAGGCAUGAGUGAUAAAGUGAUCCUCUGCACUCAUAAAACAGGGAGCCCCUGUCUAAGCCCUUGUGAAGCAUCAUCAAAUACGUGUAACACACAGUAUUCCAAGUGCCACUUGGAGAAACUAUCAUUUCAGGAGGAAGCUAUGAACUUUAGUGGUGUCACCAAGCAGCUAGAGCAAGGCCAGCAAAAACAAACAGAUCUUCAGUGUGAUGAUACGCUUUUGAAGAAGAAAAUUAAAGACAGGGAAAAACUGUUGCCUAGGGAAGGGGAUUUAGGUCUGGAUGAAGUGACUAAGAGAAUGAAGCAGAAUCAGAAGAAAGAGCCAGCUCAAACCAUUGAUUCUUAUUCAGAAAAUAUUUCCUUGGAGUCCAGUUUAAAAGAAUUAGAAACAGAAACUGUUCAGCAACAGUAUUUUGAAGAAAGUGUUAACAAGCUGAAGAAGGAUAUUGAAGAUCUAAGAGAAGGAAAAGGCAAGGUCAGAAAAGAGAAAAAUGAUGCUAAGAAUUGGCUGGUAGUCACACAGGAAGUUUUAUCCAAUGCCAUAAAACAUCUUGAGGAAAUUGUGACUGAAAAAAAAGUUCUUCUGCAGCAGGUAGAGGAACUAAAGUCUGCGUAUUGUCUUCUUCAAAAGGAGCAUGAGACAGAACUGAGGACUAAAUCUAGGAGACAGUAUUUGGAGAGCGACCAUAUUAUAUGCAGGAAAGAAAAAAAGAUAAGGGAACUGCAGCAUCUCAAACAAAAACUGGAACAUGAGGUUGAGACUGUCACUUCAGCCCUGCAAGAGCUAGGGGAGGAGAAAGCGAAUACAGAAAAAGGGUUUCUAUCCUUGCAAACAAAAUUUCAGGGAGGAAAAGAUAGCAGCUUGGCAGAAAGGCAACAGCUGGGAUCCAAAUACAACAAGCUGGCUGCUCAGCUUAAAAUUCUGCAGGUAGAAUUUGAAAAUGAACAAGCUGAAAGGGAGAAAAUGCAACAGCAGCUCUAUGAGUUCAGAAUAGAGAACCAAAAGCUGCAGCAACGAAGCGCUAAAGACCAAGAACGAAACCGCGUGCUGCAGCUUGAAACUGCCAGGUGGAAAAAGAAAUAUGAUAAAGUCAAAGAAUCACAGACAAUCAAGGCUGCUACAUCAUCCGUGCUUUCUGAUUUACCUCAGAAAAACCCGAAGAGUGGAAAAGACUGCCUUAGCACCUUUAACGUGCAGAGAAUAUCCCAGCUGUUAUCCAGAGUUUGCAAUAUUCUCGCUCUGGACACAGAUUAUCUUUCUGUCAUUGAACAUAACAGGAAGAAUGAAGCAAUUGUUCAACUGCAAGAAGAAUUGAAGAACCUUACCCUUAAAAAGAAAACUUUGGAGAAAAAGGUAGAUCUUCCUGAAUGGUUGGUGAAAGUAUAA
Molecule: messenger RNA, 1918 nt
Organism: Tinamus guttatus (white-throated tinamou)
Lineage: Eukaryota; Metazoa; Chordata; Aves; Tinamiformes; Tinamidae
Source: RefSeq, a predicted model, not a curated record